AUGUCUGAUGAUCUUAAUAAUCUUGACGAUGAACGUCAACGUUUUCUAAUUGAUUUGGAAUUUGUUCAAUCACUUGCUAAUCCGCAAUAUUUAAAUUUUUUGGCUCAACGUAGUUAUUUUAAAAAUCAAGCAUUUAUUAAUUAUUUGAAAUAUUUACUCUAUUUUAAACAGAUAAACUAUGUUAAGUUUAUACGUUAUCCACAAGCAUUAUAUUUUCUCGAUUUACUACAACGUGAACAAUUUCGUAAAGAAUUGGUUAAUGCAACAUAUUGUCGUUAUAUUGAAGAUCAACAAUUAUUAGCAUGGCAACGUUUACAACGACGAAAAUUUCAGCAAUUGACUACUAAUAGUGCAACAACUCUAACAACGAAUGCGACGAGUACAUCAUCUACAACAAGUUGA
Didymodactylos carnosus is the source of this 402-nucleotide messenger RNA. The record is from the annotation of a GenBank genome assembly. Lineage: Eukaryota; Metazoa; Rotifera; Eurotatoria; Philodinida; Philodinidae.